Hyaloscypha bicolor E is the source of this 1898-nucleotide messenger RNA. Its product is annotated as cytochrome P450. The record is from RefSeq and is a predicted model, not a curated record. Gene Ontology annotation, molecular function: heme binding; monooxygenase activity; oxidoreductase activity, acting on paired donors, with incorporation or reduction of molecular oxygen. Lineage: Eukaryota; Fungi; Ascomycota; Leotiomycetes; Helotiales; Hyaloscyphaceae. The transcript is spliced from 3 exons. Bases 239 to 1708 code for a protein of 489 amino acids.
GCUGACAUAAUUGGUCCUUAAACCGACACGUCGGCCGAAAUCCUCUUGCGCCGUUGACGUCGUUGAACCAAUCAACAACCUUGCAAGGUUUGAUACUAACUCAACCAGUGGUCAUCGAGUCAGCUUCCUCAUCUUUGGUGUUUAUUAUUAUGCUCAUCUAUCCCAUCGGCACUCGACAUCUAUCCCAUCACCACUCGACAUCUAGCUUGUCACCGCCGUCGGUGACAAUCGAUUGAAGAUGUUGCAAACUAUCGCCACUGUUGUUGUGGUGAUCGUCACUCCAUUGCUCCUGCUUAUUUGGUGGAAGACGCCAUCGUAUACGGCUGACGAGCCGGCUCCGGUCCCAUAUACCAUCCCAGUCCUAGGAAACGCGCUGGGGUUCACAACUUAUCAUCGAAAGUUCAUGGACGAAUCGAGCGCCUCGAGAAACGGCCAGCCUUUCUCUAUACUGGUCGCAGGUCGCAAGCACUAUGUAUUCAACAACCUUGCCGAUAUUGUGACUAUCCACAAGACGAAAACCCUCGACAUCAAGAACUUCAUAAAAAUGAUCAUGAGUAAUCUUUUCGGAAUGUCUGAGAAGGAAGCCAUUAAAUUUGUAUCCAUCAAGCCAGUCAUCCACGAGCUCAAUACAAAGUACCUCCUCACAGCCAAGAACAAUGUUGUUGAAGCUUCAAGAUAUUUCACUCUUUUGGACGAGGUGUUCAAUGUUCUAGACAAGGAUAUCAAGGACAGCGCAACGAAAUCGGUGACCAAGGAUGGUUUUGUGUUUGUCGUCGACACCCAAGGAAUCGCCUCCGUCCAAGCGUAUUUUGGCCAGUCUCUGCUCGAUCUCAAUCCUAAAAUGCUUACAGAUCUAACUGUGUUUGCCGGAGAGGGUUUUUGGCCCCUGCUAUCUGGCGCCCCAGCCCCUGGCCUCCUCUUUCCACGGCCGUUCACCGCUCGUGAGCGGGCAGUGCGGAAUAUUGAACAUUGGAUCAAGAUGGUGGAGAAGGAUGAAAGCUUGACUUCUCCGUUCAUAGCCGCUCGUAUGAAUGUUCUAAAGGAUCAAGGCAUGGAAGAGACUGUUAUUGCAAGAGAACUUUUCAGUAUGCUCUUCGGUUCCAACGCGAAUUCGAUUCCUACCGCCUACCUGGCCCUUCUCCGUUUCCUAUACUCCCCCAGUCUCGUUGAAGACAUACGCCAGGAGUUACAAGAUGCUGGAUACGGAUCUCUCUCACCAGCAGAAUAUGUCUCGCUCUUCCCUCUCGGCCUACCGCUCCUACGCUCAGCGUUCUGGGAAGCAAUCCGCAUGGGUUCUGUAUCGAACACCAUUCGAGAGGUUCUCGAACCCACGGAGCUAGUAAGUGGCGAUCGCACCUUCAAGCUUAAGAAAGGCGGUAUCGUCACAUGUCCCCCGUGCUUGGUGCACAUGAAUCCUUCAUUGCAUCCAGAACCCCAUGUCUUCAAGCCUCGCCGGUUUUUGCCUAAGGAGCUCGGUGGAGAUGGCGAGAACCAUACCAAGACACUCAAGCCAUUUGGUGGCGGGAAUAGCUAUUGUCCUGGACGUGUGUUUGCGGAGAAGCAGGUUAUGGGCUUUCUGGCAGAGAUCUGCUGGCGAUAUGAGAUCACAAUCCUGGACAAGGACAGAUUCGUGAUUCCGGACAACGCGGACUUCCACUAUGCAGUCAAGUGUCCGAGGGCUCUGUUUGAGCUGAGAUUGAGAGAUUGAAAUGUUUCUGGCGGCGCUUUCUGAAGAGAUACCGAGUCAAGAGUUGAAAUUCGACGUCAAAAUAGACGCACGGUCGAUUAUGGGUGGUAAAAAAUAAUAUCAUGGAUUGCGAUAGUAUACCAAACAACCCAUACACUAUUGAGUACACAACCAGCAGUUCGUAGUUACAACCUUGGCAACAGUCCAAUCC